GGCCCCACGCUCACAGUGCAAUGACUCAAGCAGAAAUUAAAUUAUGUUCUUUGUUGCUGCAAGAGCAUUUUGGAGAAAUCGUAGAAAAAAUUGGAGUCCACCUAAUCAGAACUGGUGGCCAGCCACUAAGAGUAAUUGCCCAUGACACAGGAACAUCAUUGGAUCAGGUUAAAAAAGCUCUUUGUGUCCUCAUCCAACAUAACCUGGUGACAUACCAAGUGCACAAACGUGGUGUGGUGGAAUAUGAAGCCCAGUGCAGCCGGGUUUUACGAAUGCUUAGGUAUCCCCGGUACAUCUAUACUUCCAAAACACUGUACAGUGACACUGGUGAGCUAAUUGUUGAGGAGCUGCUGUUGAAUGGCAAAAUGACGAUGUCAGCUGUUGUGAAGAAAGUAGCAGACCGUCUCACAGAGACUAUGGAGGAUGGCAAGACCAUGGAUUACACUGAGGUAUCAAACACUUUUGUGCGACUGGCAGACACACACUUUGUCCAACGCUGUCCCCUGGUACCUACCACAGCGAGUUCAGACCCUGGGCCACCACCACCUGCUCCCACCCUUGUUAUUAAUGAAAAGGAUAUGUAUGUCGUUCCUAAACUGAGUUUGAUAGGGAAAGGUAAAAGGAGAAGAUCUUCUGAGGAAGAUGCUGCUGGAGAGCCCAAGGCCAAGAGACUAAAACAUACCGCAGAUAACAAAGAGCCUAUUCCAGAUGAUGGUAUUUAUUGGCAAGCUAACCUUGAUAGAUUCCACCAGCACUUCCGUGACCAAACAAUUGUGAGUGCAGUUGCCAACAGGAUGGACCAGACCAGCAGUGAGAUUGUGCGGACCAUGCUCCGAAUGAGUGAGAUCACCACUCCCUCUAGUGCGCCCUUCACCCAGCCAUUGUCUUCCAAUGAGAUCUUCAGAUCCCUACCCGUUGGCUACAACAUUUCUAAACAAGUUCUUGAUCAAUACCUUACUCUGCUGGCAGAUGAUCCACUAGAGUUUGUUGGAAAGUCUGGCGACAGUGGUGGAGGAAUGUACGUCAUCAACCUCCAUAAGGCUCUAGCAUCCCUGGCCACAGCCACCCUGGAAUCCGUUGUACAGGAAAGAUUUGGGUCUCGCUGUGCUAGAAUUUUCCGAUUAGUUUUGCUAAAGAAACACCUGGAACAGAAGCAGGUAGAAGACUUUGCAAUGAUUCCAGCAAAGGAGGCAAAGGAUAUGCUAUAUAAGAUGCUCUCAGAAAAUUUCAUAUCACUGCAGGAAAUUCCCAAAACACCAGACCAUGCCCCAUCCAGGACUUUCUAUUUAUACACUGUGAACAUCUUGUCAGCUGCCCGAAUGUUGCUGCACAGAUGUUACAAGAGCAUAGCUAACUUGAUAGAAAGGAGGCAGUUUGAAACCAAAGAGAACAAACGUUUACUGGAGAAGUCUCAGAGAGUAGAAGCUAUCCUCGCAUCUAUGCAAGCCACUGGUGCUGAAGAGGAACAGCUUCAAGAAAUAGAGGAGAUGAUCACAGCCCCUGAACGUCAACAGCUAGAAACCCUGAAACGUAAUGUUAACAAGUUGGAUGCCAGUGAGAUCCAGGUAGAUGAAACCAUCUUCCUUCUGGAGUCAUACAUCGAGAGCACCAUGAAAAAACCAUGACCCAACAGAAGAGGCUUCU
Molecule: messenger RNA, 1644 nt
Organism: Elephantulus edwardii (Cape elephant shrew)
Lineage: Eukaryota; Metazoa; Chordata; Mammalia; Macroscelidea; Macroscelididae
Gene: POLR3C
Product: polymerase (RNA) III (DNA directed) polypeptide C (62kD)
Exons: 14
Coding region: 21-1625 (534 amino acids)
Biological process (GO): DNA-templated transcription
Cellular component (GO): RNA polymerase III complex
Molecular function (GO): single-stranded DNA binding
Source: RefSeq, a predicted model, not a curated record